This is a messenger RNA of Raphanus sativus (radish), 986 nucleotides long. Its product is annotated as kinesin-like protein KIN-7N. Bases 266 to 832 code for a protein of 188 amino acids. Lineage: Eukaryota; Viridiplantae; Streptophyta; Magnoliopsida; Brassicales; Brassicaceae. The transcript has 4 exons. The record is from RefSeq and is a predicted model, not a curated record.
GGUGAUUGAGAGCAGGGGAAACGAAAACACUUCUAGAGAUGCUUUUUAGUCUUGAAUUUGGUUGACUUUGCUGGAUCUUUGCGAAUUGCUAAAACUGGCGCUGGUGGAGUUCGCUUGAUGUAAGAAAAUACAUAAAUAAGAGCUUAAUGAUUCUUGGCAAUGUCAUAAUAAGUUCAAAGCUAAGCGCACAUAUUCUGAAUCGAGAUAGUAAGCUCAUUGGAAUUCUUCAGCCUGCGCUUGGUGGUAAUGCGAAGACUUGCAUUAUAUGCACUAUAGCAACAUCAAAGCUUCUCUUGGUGCAACUGAAAUCACAAUGAGCCUUCUUUCAACUCUAGAUUCACAGUUCUCAAAGAUAAUGGGUUGUCAGAAAGCUGGUAACAACGUAGAGCAUCCUUUAUCUGAUCAAUGGGAAACACUUCGUGUGAGUCUGAAGAAUACAACCUCAUCGUUGGUGUCAUACAUACAAACACCAUGUGAAAUUCUUAACUCCCAAGACAAGGGACAAGAAACAACUGCUUUGGAGGCGGAGAAGCUGAAGUCUGAGCUCCGCAUUGAGGAAAGAUAUAACGACCUGUUGAAAGAGUCAUCUUUGGAUAAACAGCUUCUAGAAGCUUCAAAAGAGAGCCAUGAGAGACUCGAAAAGGAGGUACAAUUCUUAAAGGAAGAAAGAGAUUCAUUAGAUGUAACAGUCUCUCAAUCUUCUCAAUCUACUCACGGGAUGAGAGUGAUUACAUCUGAUAAAGAGAAUGCUCUGAAAGAUCUUCAUGUGGAAUUGAAGAGAAGGGAAUAUAUGGAGAAAGAGAUUAAGCAAAUCAGCUUCGCUUUCUUCUAGCAGGCAGAGAUCUCUUAUGUGUUUUCACGAUGAAACAAAAUCCAAAAUGCAGAAAUUAAUGACGCAGAAUCUAAACUGAAAUAGCAGAAACAGUUUUUUUGUGUUAAAGUUUAAUUUUUUCACUCGAGGUUUAAUGUUUUCACUAUAACAUUAG